AGCUAUUCCGCUUAUUCUAAACGAAGACACUGCCUGAGGCGUGAGAGUUAGGUGUCUUAUCUCUGUGUGUCUUCACGGAGGUUGACCUAAGGAGGCAGCGACUGAGGGCGUGCCCGAUCGGGAGGGCUGCAGAUGGGGGCAAAGCUUUGCGCUCAACCCCCUCCGGCAUUAUUUCUUUUGGAGGCUCUGGGAGCUAAAUGGAGAAAGAAGGAGGUGUGACUGCACUCUGACGAAGGCUUCUUUUAGUGUGUCGGUAGAACUCUGCACAUGAGCAGAGGAUUGCUACAGUGUCCAGAGGGACAGAGUGCGAGGGAAGACGCGACAGAAAGUGCCAAAUCCUCACGCUGUGGCAGAAGAGAGAGAGGGAGGGUGAAGGGCUCGCGGAACAGCUCCCGUGCCUGUUGACCUGCUUGCUCGCCUGCAUGGCACGACCUCCGCCUGGAGCAAGGGGGGACUCCUGAAGAGCGUGACCCACGCUGGACGAGACCCAGGCUGCUGCACCCGCCGUCCAGCUGCGCUAGCCCCAGGCAGCAUGUCGUCCGGAGAGCUGAGCGCCCCGGAGCUCGACCCCUGCAUCCGCACAUUUAAGGAGCACAUGCACCUGGAGCUGGAGCCACCGCGGCUGAGCGCGGGAGGCAAGCACAUCUCGUCCCCCAAGAUGUCCCCGCGUAGCUCGCCACGCCUGUUUCGCAAACUCAUGGUGAACAAGGGCAGCCGCCACCGACGACGGUUCACCGUCGCACACACCUGUUUUGACGUCGAGAAUGGGCCGUCGGCCGGAUGCAGUCCCCUGGACCCCCAGACGUCGCCCGGCUCAGGGCUGGUCCUGCAUACCAACUUCCCCUGCCACAGCCAGCGACGAGAGUCCUUCCUCUACCGCUCCGACAGCGACUAUGACCUCUCGCCAAAGUCCAUGUCGCGCAACUCAUCUGUGGCCUCGGAGCUGCAUGGAGAUGACCUCAUCGUCACACCGUUUGCGCAGGUUCUCGCUAGUCUUCGAAGUGUGAGAAACAAUUUCAUCGUCUUGACCAAUGUACAGAGUACAUCAAACAAGAGAUCGCCUGCCACGACUCAGCCAUCCAUCACCAGAGUCUGCCUCUCUGACGACUCCUACCAGAAACUGGCCAUGGAGACCAUGGAGGAGCUGGACUGGUGCCUGGACCAGCUGGAGACCAUCCAGACAUACCGUUCCGUCAGCGAUAUGGCCUCCAACAAGUUCAAGAGGAUGUUGAACAGGGAGCUGACGCACCUUUCCGAGAUGAGCAGAUCUGGCAACCAGGUGUCAGAGUUCAUUUCCAACACUUUCCUAGACAAACAGAAUGAGGUGGAGAUCCCACCACCCACACCGAAGGCUCGGGAAAAGAAGAAGAGGCAACAGCUGAUGACUCAGAUCAGCGGCGUGAAGAAGGUGUCUCACGGGCCCAGCCUGAACAGCGGCAUCACCCGCUUCGGCAUCAAAACCGACAAGGAGGAUUUGCUGUCGAAGGAACUGGAAGACCUGAAUAAGUGGGGCCUGAACAUAUUUACCGUGUCCGAAUAUUCCAACAACCGCCCUCUGACGUGCAUCAUGUACGCCAUCUUCCAGGAACGAGACCUGCUGAAGACGUUUAAGAUCCCGGCCGACACAUUCGUGACGUAUAUGAUGACUCUGGAGGAUCACUACCACUCGGAUGUGGCCUACCACAACAGCCUGCAUGCUGCAGACGUGGCUCAGUCCACACACAUCCUUCUGUCAACACCUGCACUGGAUGCCGUCUUCACUGAUCUGGAGAUCCUGGCUGCCAUUUUCGCAGCAGCCAUUCACGACGUAGACCACCCAGGCGUUUCCAAUCAGUUCCUCAUCAACACAAACUCUGAGCUGGCCCUCAUGUACAAUGAUGAGUCAGUACUGGAGAACCACCACCUCGCUGUGGGAUUCAAGCUCCUCCAGGAGGAAAACUGUGACAUCUUCCAGAACCUCACUAAGAAACAGAGGCAAUCACUCAGGAAGAUGGUCAUUGACAUGGUACUUGCCACAGAUAUGUCUAAGCACAUGAGCUUACUGGCUGAUCUAAAGACUAUGGUGGAGACGAAGAAGGUUACCAGCUCGGGAGUGUUGCUCCUGGAUAACUACACAGACAGGAUACAGGUUCUUCGGAAUAUGGUGCACUGUGCUGAUCUGAGCAACCCCACCAAGUCUCUGGAGCUGUACAGACAGUGGACAGACCGCAUCAUGGAGGAGUUCUUCCACCAAGGUGACCGCGAGAGAGAGCGUGGGAUGGAGAUCAGUCCCAUGUGUGACAAACAUACGGCCUCAGUAGAGAAAUCACAGGUUGGUUUUAUUGACUACAUCGUCCAUCCGUUAUGGGAAACCUGGGCCGACUUGGUGCACCCGGAUGCUCAGGACAUCCUGGACACUUUGGAGGACAAUCGGAACUGGUACCAGAGCAUGAUCCCACAGAGCCCCUCACCACCCUUCUACCAGCCUGACAAGGAAGGCCACCUCGGGGGGCCAGGGGCUGACAAAUUCCAGUUCGAACUCACUCUGGAGGAAGAGGACUCGGAAGGCACAGAAAAAGAUGAACAGAGUCAAGGAGAUGAGGAAGAGGAGGACGAAGCAGAAGUGGAAGAUCAGGCGGAAGAGAUGGAGCCAGCCACAACGCACAUCCAGAUCGUCACUCAUGACGCUUCCCCUGUGGACACAUAGGACAUCGUGCGCCCCGCAUUAGUGGGUAGUAACCUUCGUUUUUCUCCUUGCAAUCUUGCAUUCGAUGCUUUUUACCAGAGCCCAGAGAGGGAGCUUUUUUUAGCCCUCGCAGUAAGAGGAGGCCUGGUCCUCCUUGGCACGUGUGCUUGGAGCCAGCGUGGUUGGAGCUCUCAGGAAAUAACUGCUGCAGACAUUUUGGAGAUGAGUGAUGGACAGGUAAUUCCUGAAGGAAAGGGGCCAUCUGCAGACCUUUGGACUCAUCUUGCGGGCCAGCGGUCGAGGAGUUGACACUACUGAGAGGAUCGGAGGGGUUUUUUGUACCAAGUGACUUUUUUUCUAAAGCUAUUGGGAUAAGUUGGGGUAGUGAACGAACUACUGAUGAACAAGUAUUUGUAAAGAAAGAAACUAUUUACUUUUCUGUACCAUUUGUCUAAAGACUUUGUGUGCCUUUUUUACUAUUGUCUUUUUAAUAGUAUUUUUUAUUUAUUGAACAUACUUUAGUAUAACUGUACAUGAAGAUGUUUUUGUUUUCUAAAGGCAAAUCAGACAGCUUACAUGCAGAAUCAUUUUAUAUAAACCGAAGAGAGAACUCAGCGUCUUCCUUUAUAUUUGGCAAUAUAACUAAAUAAUCCAAAUGUCUGACAUAUGUUCAGAAAACUUAGAAAUGUAGUUUCCAAUGAAAGAUGCACUUUGUCAUUUUAGAAAAAAAUUUGUCUGAUUCUUUUUUUUAUGUACUACAAGCAUGUUGUGUAGUCCCACCCAGUUCACAGUAAGCUUAGUAAAAGCAUAAACCCAUUACAAGGCCAUGAUUUCAAAUGAGACAAAUCUAGAUGUAACUGGCAAGUGAGCAGUGAUUUUGCUACGAAAGUGUCAUUGGUUUUCACAAAAGAAUCUGAAACUACAUUGAAUUCCAGAACUUGGUGCUGGACUUCCUUCUUGUCCAGCAUUCUUUUAACCUAAAUAACAGUUUGGAAAGUAAUCUCUACCUGUCUCUGCCCUCACUCACACCCAAUGCUCCCCUUGACAGAAGCUAUGAGGGUUAAAUUAGGUUUUGUGGCCUAACGAUGUUUUUGAUUCACAUCAAGGGUGGCUACAGAAAACGUUUGGCUGACCCAAUUUGACUCAACAAACAUUCUUUGUAUUUAGCUAGAAGACAAGGUUUUUAAAAUCCUUCAUCCUGAAGUUAUCAGUCGGAGGACUUUGUGUCCCCUUCACUGAAUACAUUUCCUAGGGUUUCAGUUCUCAUGAUUUGAUUUUAAGACAUUGUCAUGUGAGUCUCAAUAGGAGACUUGGUGAAUGUUGCUUUUGAUGUCUCAGAAAUAUAUCCCUCCAGUUCUACAUCUCUGAAGCCCAAUACUAUUUAAAGCAUAAGGAUAAUUUACCAUUGCAUUAGACCACGUUCAAAUAUUUUUCAUUUGUUUUAUACACUUAAAUAUCCAUUGUUGUCCAUUUUACCAGAUCUAAGUCUAUUAGGUAUAGUAUAUAGCCAAAGUAGCAUGAAAAAGUGGGUGCGUGUGUGUGUGUGUGUGUGUGUGUGUGUGUGUGUGUGUGUGUGUGUGUGUGUGUGUGAUGAUCUCAAUUCUUUUCUCUCAUCUGUCCAUGCCUUUACACCCAAUGUCUAUGUUUGAUUUUAGUUUAAGGCAGUCCUUUGCUGUUUGUAAUAGUGUAUUUAUUACCUUUGACUGUACAUAAGGAAUGAUGGUUCUUUGUAAAUUUAUUUUUAAUUUAUAUGCACUUGCAUUACCGAACAUUGGUGGUGUUUUUUGUGUAGUGGGCUCUUGAAAUGAGUCUAUUAUAUUUGGUAAUAUUGUUUUUGUUAAUAUAUAUAUAUAUAUAUAUAUAUAUAUAUAUAUAUAUAUGCUACAUAAAUAUAUCGCACAAUAUACAACUGCCCAGAAAAGUAACGUAAGAUAAACACAAUCCAUUUGUUACAGGGGGUUGUGUAGAUAAGACACAAGAACAUACUGUAGACAUCUGUCAGAUAUAAGAAGCUUUGUGUGUCACUGUUUGGUGCAACAUAAGAAACUUGAUACCACGAGAUAGUACACACUGACACUUCUAACAGCAUUUUGAUUGCAGAUUGCUAAGAAUGGCUCAGAAAUUUUUAUACAAUGUUGGACUUUCAAACUACUCAUAUUGGUCACGAAUGUUGAUAUCUCUGAACACCAGUGUAAAAUGGAUAUGAAUUACAAAAAUGUGAUCUUCUAUAAUUAUUUGUGCUAAUGUGAACUAUUUUUCUGGCCUUGUUAGCAGUUUUGGAAUUCAAAUCGUCAGUAUAACUUUGUUAAUCUAUGUUUAAGAUCUUUUGGUCCAAUUUGUGUCCAAAAGGACUAGUCAAGAGUUAGUAAUAUCUGCAUGAGGGAUGGAUUUUUUUUGUCUAGUAAUCCCACUCUGUUGCAGGUGAAUAUUCAAUGUUUCACACAAUGUAUGGUAUAAUAUUGUAUAUUGUGUUCAAUAAAAUCUAAAGCUACUUUUCUAUGAAGUGAUUAAAAACAAAGCAUGAAUAUAUA
Messenger RNA from Electrophorus electricus (electric eel), 5196 nucleotides. RefSeq names its product phosphodiesterase 4B, cAMP-specific a (gene pde4ba). Gene Ontology annotation, biological process: signal transduction. Gene Ontology annotation, molecular function: 3',5'-cyclic-nucleotide phosphodiesterase activity. NCBI's taxonomy places the organism in Eukaryota, Metazoa, Chordata, Actinopteri, Gymnotiformes, Gymnotidae. The record is from RefSeq and is a predicted model, not a curated record.